AUGGUAGUUUCCAUGUUGAAAUUGUUUACUCUUCGGAGGCUGUCAUGGAUCUCCAGUAGUGGUGGUCAGGAAAAGGUUUUGCUAACUGCUGCUGAAGUAGAGUCUCUUCGAUCAGAACUUGCUGAUAUAGAAGAGAGGGAAGCUCAAUUGAAAGCUCGGUUGGAAAAUAUUGAUGAAACCUUGCGGUCAGCUCGUCUAUCUGGCUAUUUGUACAUUCGAAAAAGAUGGGCUACACUUCCAGGAGAACCUCUACCUCUAGAUGAUACUGACAUAGAUGAUUGGCUUCCUCGCUUUGUUGUUCUUCAUGGUGCAUGUCUAUACUUGUAUUUAUUGUGUACAGAUCUAAGUCCUCAUGACUCAACGCUUCUAUCUGAUAUUGUUGAAGUAGACCAACUACCGAGUUUUAAGCGGGAAGAUGAUGAGACACGACACGCCUUUUAUAUUUUAACUCGUCACGGUUUACGAUAUGAAUGCUCAAGCAGUUCUAAAAUACAGGUGGACUCGUGGUUAUCAGCUUUACACUCUGAUUGCAAAUUGGAAUCUGAUACAUCAACGCCCAAUGUUCCAAUAGAUUUGUAA
Messenger RNA from Sphenostylis stenocarpa, 579 nucleotides. The record is from the annotation of a GenBank genome assembly. Lineage: Eukaryota; Viridiplantae; Streptophyta; Magnoliopsida; Fabales; Fabaceae.